AUGGAGUUCAAUGCGGAGGAAGUUUUUGUUUUUGCUAUUGAGUUGGCAAAGGAGGCGGGUCAAAUCAUAAGGGAAGGGUUCGAUAGCGAUAAACGCGUCGAAAUCAAGACUAGUUCCAUUGAUCUAGUCACUGAGUACGAUAAGAAGGUCGAAGCCUUCAUUUUUGCUGCUAUUGCCAAACGGUAUCCUAGUCAUAAACUUAUUGGAGAGGAAACAACUGCUGGUUCUGAAUCUGGAAGAAACGACUUCACGGAUUACCCAACAUGGAUUUUGGAUCCCAUCGACGGAACAAUGAAUUUUGUUCACACCUUUCCUCAUGUUGCAGUGUCCAUUGGUGUGACAUACGAGAAAGAAGCUGUAAUUGGUGUCAUAUAUAAUCCAAUUCUCGACCAAAUGUACGCUGCACGGAAGGGAUGUGGUGCAACUUUGAACAAUAACCCCAUCAGUGUUUCCAAAACUACCGAAUUGUCAAACGCUCUGAUUUUCCUGGAAAUUGGAUACGCGAAAGACUCGGAGAAAGGGACAUGCGUGGCGAAAAACUUUGAAACAUUCUUGUCUCAGGUUCAUGGUUUACGUUGCACUGGAUCAGCUGCUCUUCAAAUGUGCUUAAUUGCACAAGGAGCAGCCGACGCUUAUGCCGCAUUUAGCCUACACGUAUGGGACACAGCGGCUGGUGUUGUUAUCGUCAGAGAAGCU
Molecule: messenger RNA, 696 nt
Organism: Notodromas monacha
Lineage: Eukaryota; Metazoa; Arthropoda; Ostracoda; Podocopida; Cyprididae
Source: the annotation of a GenBank genome assembly